Messenger RNA from Bacidia gigantensis, 1188 nucleotides. RefSeq lists its product as uncharacterized. NCBI's taxonomy places the organism in Eukaryota, Fungi, Ascomycota, Lecanoromycetes, Lecanorales, Ramalinaceae. The coding region runs from base 1 to 1188 and encodes 395 amino acids. The record is from RefSeq and is a predicted model, not a curated record. The transcript has a single exon.
AUGGUUUGGACAUUCUGUAUCAAGAGGAGGAGAAGACAACAAGCGGACGAAGAGCCAUGGCAAGAGGCAGAAUACGAGAAGGAAGGAGACGAUUUCCACUCACACCGACGAGGGCGGUCCUCAAUGCAUUCAGUACGAUCAAUAGCAUCGACUGUACUGACGAGGGCCUCCAAUGUCAUCCAGAUAGCAUACAUACCUGGCGUCACUAACAGAUCCGUCGAGUCAACACCAGACCUCAUCCCUCCAGUGCCACCAGUGCCCGCUCUCUCUACCUUUGGUUCGGCUGCUGGAACUCCUCAUCCACCUCAAGACGAACAUUUCUUCAUGCCGAGUGACCUUCGAAACUCGACGUAUUCUGACUACACCGUUGACCGGACAUCAUAUGCCCGGACAAGCAUGUCUCCCAGCGUUGCUAGAGGGAGCGUUCCGUCCACCGCUUAUAGGGGCAGUGCAAUCGUCAACACCUUACCUGCGCAAACUGCUGUCAGAGGCAAGGCAAAUCCUGUAGCUGUCAGACCAAACGAUCGAGGCAGCCCGUCUGAUCGAUCUAGAUCUGGCUCCCCGGCAGUCCCGGCAAUUGAGAAGGCACAAUUAAGAAAUAACACAACCAGCCCGAUAGUCGCUCGAUUGGGCGUUCCGAAGGCGGUCACUGUGACGAGAUCGACUGGUAAUCUGGCCGCCGCUGCUGCUGCGCAGAAAGGCGCUAGUCCAGUGGGAAGUGAAAAAUCAAAAGCAAGUUCAGCGAAAAAGGAGGAGCGACGAGUCUCUAUUGCCGAUUCGCGGCAUGACGGCCACUCGUCAACUUUUGACGACGUUUCAAGCAGUGACGAUGAUUCACCGGCUGAUCAAAGCCUCAUGGGCCACGAUAAGCUACCUCGAUUCUCCAGGUUAGACGCCAACGACAAUGUCCGUUCUCCAUCUUCCGCACCAGAUCUUCGUCUCGUACCGUCACCUCUUCAGCCUUCCUCCUCUCCAGACACUCUUGGUAAAGCUAGGAAGCAAAAACACAAAAGAUCGGGGAGCUUAAAUCAGAUAAUAGAAGAAGCUACUCGAAAGGCUAGAAAAGAGCCUAGGCACGGUGGGCUGGGCAGCGUUGGAAACAUAUUUGAGAAUCCGUCGAGGGCGAGAGACAUCGAUGGAUCGAGAGAAGGCCCCUUUUCGGAUGCCCAUGCAGCGAGGACACCAUAA